This is a messenger RNA of Closterium sp. Naga37s-1, 6552 nucleotides long. The record is from the annotation of a GenBank genome assembly. NCBI's taxonomy places the organism in Eukaryota, Viridiplantae, Streptophyta, Zygnematophyceae, Desmidiales, Closteriaceae.
AUGGCAUCAUCAUCGGCGUACAUGCAGCGUCCCACCACCGGCGGCGGCGGUGGCGGCGGUGGCGGUGGCGGCGGCGGCCGCCACACGUCUGCGGGUGCCAACCGCCCGGCCACUAGCGGGGGGAGCAGGGAAAGUAACGCGCGGGGUAGGGCGGCGGCGGGAGCUCCGCGGAAUAACCCCGCGCGGAACUGCCCAUCCCUGCUGGACAUUAACGGCGAUGGCGGAAACUCCUUCCCCUCGCCCCGCAGUCGCCCCGCGGAUACCUUUUCGACCGCCAGGCGCCACCUUUCCCCCUUCGACUCUCACCGCGGCGGGGGACGGGUCGCCCGGAGCGGCGCGUCCGGCUGCUUAGAUAGGUAUUUGGGGGAAGACAUGGCGGAAGCUGGUUUGGAGACGGCUCAGAAACAGCGGCAUCUGGGGAAAGGGAUGGCGGAGAUGGCGGAGGAAUGGCCUCCGCGAGGCUCUGCGCGGCGCCCGAUGCGGCGCGCGGGUUCCAUGGAGGUUUCUGCGCUGAUGCUGCGCGCCAGCGAUUUCGACCCCCCCACCUCCCGCGGCUUCGCCGCGAGCUACGGCGCCCGCGGGGGGAAGGAGCGCGCUGAACACGGGGUACGCGGAGAUGCGUGGAACAACGUGGGCAGCCGCAAUGAGGGAGGAGCACGGCAGGCGUGGCGGAGCGAGCACGCGGACGGCGCGGGAACUUUUGAGCCGCCUCAAAAGCGCGCGGACGGCGCGGGACGAGCAAGGGUGUCGCGGGAGGGCGGGGAGGAGAUGCGUGAAGGCGGAACGGGGCGGCGGAGUAACGCGAGCACGGCGGUUGUAGAUAUUUACCGGGCGGAGGAGGGGGAAGACGAGGAGGCAGGCGAUACGAGCUGCGACAUGUCGCCAUAUGCGACAGGCGACACCUUUUGCGACCCGCUCUACUCCACAGGCGACACGAGCAGCUACAGGAGCAGCCGCCAAUCGCGGUCCAGUCAGGAGUCCGACGAGGCGGACAGCGCCGCCUGGGGGGGGUGGGGCGCGCCGUGGGCGGAGGGCGCGGGCAGCGAGCGGGAGAAACCGCGGGUGGCGGAGCCGAGGUUCGCGGAGGCGGCGGGCGCGGGGGGACGCGCGCGGAGGAUGCGACGGGCAGUGAGCAGCGUGGGGGGGAGUUCGUUCGGUAGUAAGGGGAUGGGACGAGAGGGAGGCGCGUUUCAUGCGUCUUCCCCCCGGCAGCGCACUGCAGCAGGAGAAGCGGGAGGAAGGGGAGGAGGAGGAGGAGCAACAGCAGCAGGAGCAUUUGAGAAUGCUGGAGACAUUGGGUCGAGAGCUAGAAUUGGGAGGAGGAAGAGUGGUGUGCGGUGGGAUAUAGCGAUCCGGGACGACGAAGAGGAGGAGGGGGAGGGGGAAGGGGAAGGGGUGGGGGAGGCGGAGCAGGGGAGGGCAAGGGGGAGGGGAGGGGAAAGGGAAAGGGAAAGGAGAAGGGAAAUGGAAGGGGAUGGGGAUGUAAGGAACGCGGGGAGAAGACAUGAGGCGGACGAGGAGGAGGAGGAGCGCGCGUCUCGUUCCCCCCACUCGUGCAGCAGCGGCAGCUACCUGCGCUCGCCCACGGGCAGCGCGGAGACGAGCGGUUCCGCCACUCCCCGCGCUGCAGGCGCGCGCGCCGGAGGCGCCAAUCGCGCAGGCGCGAGAACGCGCACGGUAACGGGCGGUAACGGUAGAGUCACGGAAACAGGCGGUGAUGUCGCAGGUACGAGAUGGGUGCAGGGCGGGGCGACGCGGAGAGAAAGUGAGAGGAGAUUGAGUGGCGGCAGUGAGAGAGGGGCGGGGAGGGGAGCAAAGGGGGUGGCGGAAGGGGAGGAGGUAGAGGAGGGGGAAGGGGAGGAGGACGGGGCGGAUGAGCGGCAAGAAGGGGGAGGGGACAGCGCGUUGCUAGGCCUGCGAUCGCCGCAAGGGCACGUGCUGCCAGGCAUGGUGCUGCGCCCCGCUUCCCUUGCUCUCCCCGCCACGCCUGCAGCGGAGACGCCUGGUGGAAAAACCCCUCAGCAGCAGCAGCAGCAGCAGCAUCAGCCAUUGGCGUUUGAUUUAAGUCAAAAGGUGCACUUCUGGGGGCGGGGGCCUGGGGAGGAGGAGGGGUGCCGCGGAGGCGGGUUGGCGGAGGAGAGGGGGAAGGGGGGGAGGAGGUCAGAGGAGGAAAGGCGGAAUGGGGAGCAGAUGGGGGAGGAGUGGCUUGGGGGUGGUGUGCAUGGGAUGAUGAUGCUGCCUGGGCGGGGGAUGGGCCGGGGGCGGCUGUCUCGGGGUUUGUCCAUGUCAGCAUGUGCGCUGCGGCGGUUGCAGGAGGAUGGGAGUGAGCGAACCAGCAACUGUGAUAGUGGCAGUGACAGUGACUGUAACGGGGGAGGCUAUAGUGGUGGAGUGCGUACUACAGGGAGCGUGAAUGUGAAGCACGCUGGUGGGGGGCCAGGGGAGCAGCGCGGGACGGAAUGGGGAGUGCGGGGCGGGGAGGUUGGAGGAGGGGGUGUGGGGAGGGGAAGCGGGAGGGGGUCGGGCGGCGGAAGUGGCCGGGGGAUGCGGGCAGCGUCGCAGCACGGGCGGCACAGUAGCAUGUCAUGGGCGGCAGAGGCGGCCAUUCAGGCAGCGAUGGGCGGGGGCGGGGAUGUUGGUGUGAAAGAGAGGCUGGGAAACGGGGAGAGGUUGGCACGUAGGGACUCCAUGCCUCUGCUGGCACUGGCGCAUGUGGACGCGCAUGAGGGCGGAGGGGGAAGGGGAGGCGGAGGGGGAGGGGGAGGCGGAGGCGGAGGGGGAGGGGGGAGGGGGAGGGGGGAGGGGGAGGGGGAGGGGGAGGGGGAGGGCUGGGCUGCGGGGAUAGGCGCGGGGGGAGUGGUGCCGAGUAGCAGCAGCAGGGGGGGCGGUGGGGGCGCGGGGGGGGUAGCGGAGCGCAUGGCAGGGCGCCUGGCGUCUACGCUGUCGGGGAAAUUGAUGGGGCUGGCGCGCUUGGGGAGUGGGGUGCUGCUGGGGGAUGGGCGUGGGGGGAAAGGGGGGAAGGUGGGUGGUGGGAGUUGGGGAGGAAAGCACGAAGGUGAUACUGCUGCUGCUGCCCUCGCUGCUGUUGCUCCUGCUGCUGCUUCUGCUGCUGCUGCUGCUGCUGCUGGUGGUGCUGGUGGCACUAGCACUAAUGGCACGGGUGACACUAGUGACUCUCUUUCUGCAGUCACCACUGCACGGGUAGCUUCAUCAGUAUCAUCACCACUCUCAUCAUCACCAUCACUACCAUCAUCACCAGCAGCAGCAGCAGCAGCGUCCGCUGCAGCAGCAGCAGCAGCACUGGGAGGGGAACCAGGGGCAAGGGAGCACAGUCACCUCCGCCCUGCCCCAUCCGACGCUGCUUCCCGUCCCCGCACUGCAGGCUUUCGUUCCGCCUCCAUUGCUGGCCCUUCCAGACCGGACGCGUCAGCAGCAGGGGGAAGCUUUGCGGAGCUUCUGGGGGGAAGCAGGGCGGAGAAGGGCAUGGGGAGGGGGCGGCUGCGGUCGUCUGGGGGGAGUGGGAUGUGGGCGGAGUGGCACUCCUCCUCCCGUGGCCCUGGCAGCUUUCUCGGCGGUGGCUUGCUGAUUGGGAAAGCUGUGGGCCAAUCGCGGCCCGCCACGGCAGCAGCCCGGGUGUUGAGGUCUCCGACUGGUGGUGGGAGCAGCAGCAGUGGUGGUGGUGGUGGUGGUGUUGUCUCUUUCGAGAAUUCUCAGAAAGGUGCGGGGAGGGAGCAAGAGGCGGAGGAGGGGCGGAAGGGAGGGUUGUUGCGAGCGGCGGAAGGCAGUGGGAAGCAGCCUAGGUAUGUGUGCCUUGCGCCUAGUGAGGACAGUGAGGAGAGCGAGGAGGGGAGUGAGAGAGGGAGUGAGCAGGGGAGUGAGAAGGUCGGUGAGAAGGGGAUGGAGAGGGGGAAUGAGAGGGUUGGUGAUAGGGGGAGUGAGAGGAAUUGUGAGAGGGGGAGUGAGAAGGGGAGUGUGAGGGGGAGUGAGAUGGGGAGUGAGAGGGAGAGAAGAGUGGACUUGUAUGAGGAUGACCGUGCUUCCGUGGCAAGUAGUGAGCAGACAGGGAGGGGAGCGCAGGUGGGUGGUGGUCAAGGAAGCAACGGCAAGGGGUACCAGUAUGACGGGGAGCAAGGGGAGUUGUAUGGUGGCAUGGGGCGGGGUGGUGAUGGGAUGGGCGGGAGUGGUGCAGGAGAGAGCGAGCAAGGCAGUGUGGGACGGGGUAGGAAGGGCGUGGGUGAGGGGCAAUGGGCGGGCUCGCAUCUUGACAUCCACACCUCGCAUCAUGAGACCCACACUGCACAUCAUGAGACCCACCGCUCCCAUCAUGAGGCUCACCCCUCACAUCACGAGAAGAACCACCCCUCGCAAGAAGCGAACAGGGGUUUUCCGGCCGAGGUGGUGUGGGCUGAUAGUGCGCUUCGUGGCAUUGACGAUUCUCUGUGGGUUGAUCCUGAUAGCAAGAGCCAAGGACAAGGAGCUUGGGAGGAGGAGGAGGAGGUGGAUGCGGAGGAGGGGCAAGGAGGGGAAGAGGAGGAGGAAGAGGAGGAGGAAGAGGAGGAGGAGGAGGAGGAGGAGGAGGAGGAGGAGGAGGAGGAGGAGGAGGAGGAGGAGGAGGAGGAGGAGGAGGAGGAGGAGGAAGAGGAGGAGGAAGAGGAGGAGGAAGAGGAGGAGGGAGAGGAGGAGGAAGAGGAGGAGGGAGAGAAGGAAGUAAUAACCCGUAAGGAGGAGGACCUUUAUGGGGAGAGGCGCGUUGGUGGUGCGGAGGAGGAGGAGGAAGAGGAGGAUGAUGAUGGGUGGUGGCGGGAUGGCAGGAGAAGAGACGACAGGAGACGAGAGGAGGCAAUGGAGGAGGAGAGGAGACGGGGGGAGCGAAGGAGGGAGGAGGGGAGGAGACGGGAGGAGGAGAGGAGAAGAGAGGAGGAUAGGAGGAGAGAGGAGGAGAGGAGGAGAGAGGAGGAGAGGAGGAGAGAGGAGGAGAGGAGGAGAGAGGAGGAGAGGAGAAGAGAGGAGGAGAGGAGGAGAGAGGAGGAGAGGAUUCGAGAGCAGGUGCGGGCAGAGGAGAGGCAAAAAGUCCUGGAGGAACUAGAGCGGGAGAGGGAGCAGAGGAGGAGGGCGGAGGGGGAGCUUCGGAGGCUGGAGCAGGAGAGGAGGGAGCAAGAGGAACGCAUGCGAGCGAUCAAGGAGAAGCGGCGAGCAGCCAAGCAGAGGCUGAGGGUUGAUGUAGCAGGGCUGCGCACCCCCACAUCCGCCUUUCCCUCCUCCUCUUCCUCCUCCUCUUGCUCCUCUGCUACCUCCUCCCCUGUGUUCUCCCCACUCAUGUCGUGUCCUGUGAGGUCUCCCUCCCCUCUCUCCGCCUCCCCCCUCUCCGCCUCCCCCCUCUCCGCGUCCCCCCUGUCCGCGUCCCCUCUCUCCUCCUCGUCUCCCUUCCGCAAGACAGCGAGGAGCAGCAGAAUGGAGCAGCAGCGAGCGGAUGCGAGAGGAGGGGGAGUGGGACACGGUGAGGCGCCGGCACGAAGUGGCGUGGCUGCGUGGGCUGAUGCUGUGGAUGCUGGGGGGAAGUGGCCGGGAGGUGGGGAUGCGAGGAGAGAGGGAGCAGGUGAGGACGAGGGAGAGGGUGGGGGAGAUGGGAGGUGGGGGAUGCAGGGAGGGAGUAUGCGACCUGUCACGCCCGAGCCGAUGAGAGCACGGCUGACUCGGAAGAACAGAGAGUCCCUCUGGGAGGUGGCGGUGAUGGGGCUCAUGCAUGGCCACCCGCAUGUGGCGGCGCUCAUUGACACGUUUGAGGAUGAGCAGCACGUGCAUCUGGUGAUGGAGCUGUGUGCGGGGGGAGAGCUGUUCGACCGCAUCAAGGCCAAGGGGCGCUACUCGGAGCCGCAAGCAGCCGCCGUGGUGGCCACCGUGGCGCUGGCUCACGUGCAUCUGGUGAUGGAGCUGUGUGCGGGGGGGGAGCUGUUCGACCGCAUCAAGGCCAAGGGGCGCUACUCGGAGCCGCAGGCAGCCGCCGUGGUGGCCACCGUGGCGCGUGUGCUGCAGCAGUGCCACGCUGCGGGCGUGAUUCACCGCGAUGUGAAGCCGGAGAACAUCCUGCUGUGCACCAAGCAGAGCGACACCGAUGUGAAGCUCAUUGACUUUGGCGUCGCCACCUUCUUCCACCCAGGCGUGCCGUGCACAGACAUGGCUGGGAGCCCCUACUACCUGGCCCCAGAGGUGCUAGCAGAGAGCUACGGGCCGGAGGCAGACGUGUGGAGCACGGGAGUGGUGCUGUACAUCCUGCUCUCGGGUCUUCCACCCUUCUGGGCGCCCACCAACGAGGCCAUCUUCCAAGCCAUCAAGGCCGCCCCGGUCAACCUCGUGCGCCCGCCGUGGCCGUCGGUGUCCGGGGAGGUGCGGGACCUGGUGCGGCGCACGCUGGAGAAACGGCCAGAAGACCGGAUCACGCUUGCGGAGGUGCUGGUGAGGGCUGCUCGUAGCAGGGCGCACGUGGCAGAGAUGCGUACUACUGUGGGGGGACUAACCUUGCUUGCCGUGGGGGGACUACGGCUUACGAGAUGA